AUGCUUGUCGACGAGGUGCCGCACAGCUUCAUGAAGAAGAAUUACAAUUACAGUCAUUGUCCGUUAAAGAAACGGCCGUUUUAUUACACAUCCGAGGAUGAAGAAGAAGUUCCCGAAGCGAUUAAAGAGGAAAUAAUUGAUGUCGGAGUAGAUGAUAUCCCUGAACCUGAGAACCUCAGUACGAAGCCCGAGGAUCUCAGCAGAACCGCGGAUCGUCAUCAUAGUCCUCAUCAACAGCAGCAGCAGCAGCAGCAACAACAACAGCAACAAGAGCAAGAAUCACAGGAUCGCGCGUCCAGCAGGAUGCCACCUCCGAUCUUUAAGACAUCUCCACCUUUGACGAUAGAACCGUCGUCGCCGACUCAACACGCGAUGCACUACGUCCACCAGUUACAUCACUAUCACCAUCACUAUCCGACCAAGACUAUCACGCCGCCAAAAGCGCGAGUCGAAGUGAUCCAGCAUAAUGACAAUUCCACGACGACACCGACGGCGGGUGUGACGGCGACGUCGACUCCGUUGCAUUUUAUGACGAGCAAGGCACCCCUGGAGCCGUUGAAUCUAAACCCUCCGGUAGAGCCGCUGGCUCAUUAUCCUACGCCAGCCUGGACUCGCACGGGUCCCCUGUAUCCGUCGCAUUAUCUGCCGUACGCCCCUCCUACCUAUCAUCGCUAUCCUGGAGCGGAAUUGUAUACGUCGUACCCGGUACCGGCGUAUCCGCACUCCUCUCCGGAACAUCAUUCCUCAGUUUCGCCACCGCCCCACGGCGCACUGACGUGCUCGACGAUCCAACGACCCAUCGCCAGGAGCUAUCCUCACUGGAGUAGCCCGGAUCAUUGUGGUUUGUCGCCUACGAGUUCCGUGGGUUCUGGUUCUCUACGAUCUCCGCCUCCCGUUACGCCGGAGGAUCUCUCUUCGCCCAGCAGUGAGAGUGGCAGGUCAUCCGCUGGCAGCACGUCCGCUGGGAGCAGCACGAUCGUGAAGAUAGAGAAAGGCGGCCCGAGUACCAGUGCCAAUACUUCCUCGAGCUCGACGUCGUCCAGGUACCCAUGCACAGACUGCAACAAAUCGUACUCGACAUUCUCCGGCUUGUCGAAGCACCAGCAGUUUCAUUGCGCGGCUGCUCAAGGCCAGGCGAAGAAGUCUUUCUCGUGCAAAUUCUGCCAGAAGGUAUACGUCAGUUUGGGCGCCCUGAAGAUGCACAUCCGAACGCACACGCUGCCCUGCAAGUGCCAUACAUGUGGCAAGGCAUUCUCCAGGCCAUGGUUGCUUCAGGGUCACAUCCGGACGCAUACCGGCGAGAAACCAUUUCGAUGUCAACACUGCAAUCGCGCAUUCGCCGACAGGAGCAACCUCAGGGCUCACCUGCAGACCCAUAGCGAUGUCAAAAAGUAUUCCUGCGACAGGUGUAGCAAGACAUUCAGCAGGAUGUCGUUGCUUACGAAGCAUCAGGAUGGCGGCUGUCCCGGCGUGCCGGUGUCAGUCGGAUAUUCUUGCUAA
This is a messenger RNA of Cyphomyrmex costatus, 1500 nucleotides long. RefSeq names its product Escargot/snail protein homolog. Bases 1 to 1500 code for a protein of 499 amino acids. The transcript is spliced from 3 exons. The record is from RefSeq and is a predicted model, not a curated record. Gene Ontology annotation, molecular function: RNA polymerase II cis-regulatory region sequence-specific DNA binding; DNA-binding transcription factor activity, RNA polymerase II-specific. NCBI's taxonomy places the organism in Eukaryota, Metazoa, Arthropoda, Insecta, Hymenoptera, Formicidae. Gene Ontology annotation, biological process: regulation of DNA-templated transcription.